ACUACAUUCUACAGCUAAACUGAUAAGCUGUUGAAAUGUCACGGUUUUAAGGUAUCUCUAUUGUAGCCAUGAAGUUGUGUCAUGUGCCAAUUAGAAGAUUCUUAAUUGUUGGCGUGUUCCUUGCUGUGAUAGUUGUUUUCCAAUGUGGUUGGACAACCUAUUAUUCUCUGUUGCAUGCUGAUGGUAGUUCAGUGGCUUUCCCAGUUGAACUUUCUAUUUCUGGAACUUCAGAAAAGGAGGGUGUGGGUGUGUUUAGAUCCACAACAAACAAUGUCACUUUUGCCUCUCAUUCAAAGGAACAUGCUUCUGAAAAAGAAGCUGAUUUGGUCAAUGACUUGGAAUUUGAUGGGGGCAGAAAUUCAAAAAAGGGUCACAUACUUAAUAAUAAGAGUUUAAAGGUGGAAAAUCAUGAGGAUGCAGUUUACGGUUCCCCUCAGAAACGACCCAAGUAUGCUGAUUUGAGCACAUCUGAUAUGUUACUAGCUGUAGAAAAGCCUUCAAAUGUCAGUAGAAUACAAAGUGUGGAAAUGGAACCGCAAGUGUUGAAAUCUCCUUUGUCCAUGUUGAAUAAUAAACUUAAGAUGGGUACUUCGUCGACCAAGAGUAGGUUGGUGUGGCCAGCUUCAUUAACGCAUAUGAACUCUUUGUUGCUUCAGAGUUCUAAUUCUGCUUAUAUGAGGGUAAGAUGGUCCUCUCGACGCGACCGGGAACUCUUGUCUGCAAAACUGGAGAUUGAAAAUGCCCGUGUUAUACCAAAUUCUUCAGGACUUUAUGCACCUAUUUUCCGAGAUGUUUCCAAGUUUUCAAGGAGUUAUGAGCUGAUGGAGCGCAAGCUCAAAGUUUUUAUCUAUAGAGAAGGGGCAAAACCUAUAUUUCAUCAACCAAAGAUGAGAGGAAUUUAUGCUUCAGAGGGGUGGUUUAUGAAAUUGAUGGAGGGAAGUAAAAAGUUCAUUGUGAGGGAUCCUCAAAAAGCUCAUUUGUUUUACCUACCAUUCAGUUCACAAAUGCUAAGAGUUGCCCUUUCUGACCGUAAGCUGAUGGAGCAAUACCUUGAGAAAUAUGUAGAGUUAAUUGCAGGAAGAUAUCGUUUCUGGAACAGAACUGGGGGAGCAGACCAUUUUCUUGUUGCUUGUCAUGAUUGGGCCUACCAUAUCACAAGGCAACCAAUGAAAGAUUGUAUUAGGUCUCUUUGUAAUUCUAAUGUUGCUAAAGGCUUCCAAAUAGGGAAGGACACUACUCUACCUGUUACAUAUAUACACUCUAUGAUGGAUCCUCUAAGAAGAUUUGCAGGUAAACCUCCUUCAGAAAGAUCUAUUCUAGCCUUUUUCGCAGGAAGCAUGCAUGGUUAUCUCCGUUCAAUCCUGCUAAAACACUGGGAGAAUAAAGAACCUGACAUGAAAAUAUUUGGUCCAAUGUCACGUGAUUUGGAAGGUAAAAAAAUGUAUAUGGAAUAUAUGAAUAGCAGCAAGUAUUGCAUAUGUGCUAGAGGUUAUGAGGUUCACACACCAAGAAUAAUUGAGGCCAUUUUUUCUGAGUGUGUGCCGGUUAUCAUAUCAGAUAAUUAUGUGCCUCCUUUAUUUGAGGUAUUGAAGUGGGAGGCAUUUUCUGUGUUUGUUCGUGAAAGGGAUAUCCCUAGUCUCAGAACCAUACUUCUCUCAAUCCCACAAGAGAAGUACCUGGCACUGCAUUUAGGAGUAAAGAAGGUUCAACAACACUUCCUGUGGCACAAAGUUCCCGUUAAAUAUGACUUGUUUCAUAUGAUUCUUCAUGCAAUAUGGAACAAUAGGCUUUCUCAGAUUAGACCCAGAUGAUCAUAUCGUUGAUAUGAAUAAGUUGGGCCUGUUGGCAUAAAUUUCUUCUUAAGUACAUAUAGGAGAAGAAAAAAAAUAAAAAAUAAAAAAGAAAAAAGUUUCUCUAAAAGUUAAAAUUAACUUAUGCAUAAAUUAAGUAUCAGAAACUUUCUCAUAUUAACUUUUCAAAAUAUGUUUUUUUAACUUGUGUAAGCCAAUUUAAGUUUAUGGAGAAAUCUAUUUUUUAUUUUUAUUUUCUUCUUCUAAAAAUCGUUCUUUCUCAUGCUUUCAAUAUGUUGGGAGACUUAUAAGUUAUAACCCAACCUGCAUUUUGGAUUAUCCGGUUGAACUUGAACCUCUCUUUAGAAGGUAGGGCUAAAAUCACUUUUGAUAACUGUAAAUGGUCUUUUGGCUGUUUUGUAUAUAAAAUUCUUCUGAAGCUAUUUGAGAUUUACCUUUCUUGUCCAUGUUUCUAGCAGCAUGAGGAACCUUGUUCAAAUAUUUAAUGAGCCAAAGUUUAGUUCAGAUAUAGCUCCCCGCUUAUCAUUCAUUACUUUCGAUAUUUUUUUUAUAAGAAACAAAUAAUAGCAAGUAAUAGUGUAUUAGUUCACCGUUUCUUGAAGUAGAUUCUUUGUGUGUAUCUUUGCAUGCUAGGAUGGAAAUUUUGUUUCUUUCCAGUUUCUAUUAAUAAAUGUCAUUAUCAUACCUUUUAUUUACAACUUCUGUUGGAAUAUUAUGGUGCCAGAUAAUUAAACAAGGGACUACAUUACAUUAUCUACAAAUAUGAAAUUUGUGGCAGUUCAAACGAUUUUUCUACCUAUAGAUAUUUAUUAAUCUUCAAUGAAAUGUCCCAAUUCCAAUG
This is a messenger RNA of Cajanus cajan (pigeon pea), 2652 nucleotides long. RefSeq names its product putative glycosyltransferase At3g07620. Gene Ontology annotation, molecular function: glycosyltransferase activity. The record is from RefSeq and is a predicted model, not a curated record. Lineage: Eukaryota; Viridiplantae; Streptophyta; Magnoliopsida; Fabales; Fabaceae.